Molecule: messenger RNA, 561 nt
Organism: Cricetulus griseus (Chinese hamster)
Lineage: Eukaryota; Metazoa; Chordata; Mammalia; Rodentia; Cricetidae
Source: RefSeq, a predicted model, not a curated record
AUGGCCAAGAAUAACCUCACCACAGUAACCAGGUUUGUUCUCAUGGGCUUUAAUGACCUUCCCAAGUGGCAGGUUCCCCUUUUUCUGUUGUUUCUCAGUUUCUAUAUGGUCACCAUUUUGGGAAACUUGGGUAUGAUUAUUCUCAUACAGGCAGAUGUCCAACUCCAUACCCCAAUGUAUUUCUUCCUGAGCCAUCUUUCUGUGUUAGAUGCCUGCUAUACCUCAGUCAUCACCCCUCAGAUCCUGGCCACACUGGCCAAAGACAAAAUGAUCAUCUCCUAUGGUCAAUGUGCUGCCCAGUUCUUCUUCUUCACCAUCUGUGCAGCUACAGAAUGCUUCCUGCUAUCUGUGAUGGCCUAUGACCGUUAUGUUGCUAUUAGUAACCCACUGCUCUACACUGUGGCCAUGAGCCCUAGAAGAUGCUGGAGUUUGGUGGCUGGAGCCUAUGGUGGUGGGUUGUUUGGGGCCAUCUUAAGAACCACAUGUACCUUUUCUCUUUUUUUCUGUGAAAAUAAUCACAUCAAUUUCUUCUUUUGUGACCUUCCACCUCUGCUGAAGCUG